This is a messenger RNA of Symbiodinium sp. CCMP2592, 816 nucleotides long. The record is from the annotation of a GenBank genome assembly. NCBI's taxonomy places the organism in Eukaryota, Dinophyceae, Suessiales, Symbiodiniaceae.
AUGGGAGUUCAAGGCCUUUGGGACCUCGCAUCUCCGGCAGGGCAGCGCGUGAACUUUACUGCCCUCGAGAACAAGGUGGUCGCCGUAGAUGCGAGCAUCUGGAUGUACCACUUCCUGAAGGCCAUGAGAGACGAGAAAGGCGACAUGCUGAAGGGUGCGCACAUGAUUGGCUUCUUCCGGCGAAUCUGCAAGCUGCUGUACCUCAAAAUCAGACCAGUCUUUGUCUUUGAUGGGCCUCCGCCAGCACUCAAGUGGCAGACUUUGCGACUCCGAGCGCAGCAGCGGGCAUCGGAGGAACGCAUACGUAAAAAAGCGGUAGAAAGACUUCUCCGAAAUCAGCUUCAGCAGCACCUUCUGCGUGCGGCUGGUGCCGCAUCUAGCGCGGCAGCUGGAGCUUCGAACAUCGAAGGGGAGAGGGAGGCGGGCGAGCGCAGCGCAGACGAGCCGGCAGCUACUCGUGAACGCGAGCAGGACGUGCAACAAGACGCUGAGGACGAGGGCUCGCAGUCCGAGGAGUCUGUGGCCUCUGCCCAUCCACCGCCGGAAAUGCCAGCUGCAGGCAGCCGCCGUUGGGAGCGCCGCCGUACGCGUAACGGCACUGUGCCACUGCCCUUCCGGGGCUUCAUGGCCAAGCGUCGUGGCGUGUCUGAGGUUGUUGUUCCUGAACUUCCGGAUGAGCCGCUCCGAGACAUUUUGCAAGUUCCCGAUCGGCGAAAUGCGAGAGGUCGAAUGCGUCAGCCGGACGAGUGGAAGGCAGGGAAGUGGGGAAAGGGCAGUGCAAAGGCUGCGAUAUUUCAUCUGUGGGGAUGUGCAUGA